UAAAAGAAUAAUUUGUGUAUAUACUUAACAUUACGGAUAUUGGAUAAAAACACUCGAAUAAGAGUAUUCGGAAAUCAAGAGUCAAAAGCUGACGACACGCGCCGCACUUCCUUCGAUCGGCGCGUGCUGUGCACGUGUUCUCAAUUAGACUUAUAAACGGAGGCAUUCGGCUUGGCGUAAUGCACUUGUCGGACAAUUAGGCACAAUUAGAUUGAAGAGAAAACACAAGUAAGUGCAGCUAGUAAAAUGUUUUCCAUGGACAAUUUCGACUUGGAGGCGACGAUGGCUCGUCACUUCUUCGAGGGUUCGCAGGCAACGAAUGCCUCGAACUCCAGCUCAGAAUAUUUUUUCGGAGAUGAUCACAGCUCGGAGAGCGAUGAAGAUGACGAUGCCUACAGCAGUGGCUUCAACAGCGACCAGGAGAACAACGAAAAGACCCGACGCAGUCAUAAGCCACGCCGCUUGAAGUGCGCCUCCCAGAUGGCCCAGCAGCGGCAGGCGGCGAACCUACGGGAGCGACGUCGCAUGCAGAGCAUCAAUGAAGCCUUCGAGGGUCUGCGCACCCACAUACCAACAUUGCCCUACGAGAAGCGACUGAGUAAGGUGGAUACGCUUAAGCUGGCCAUCAGCUAUAUAACAUUCUUGAGCGAGAUGGUAAAGAAGGAUAAGAACGGCAAUGAGGCUGGGCUGAGCUUGCAGCGCAACUAUCAAAAGGAGCCGCCCAAGAAGAUCAUACUCAAGGAUCGCACCGGCGGUAUGUCGCAUUCGCUAUCCUGGUACCGCAAGGGCGAUCGCUAUCCGGGCAGCAAGCUUUAUGCACGCACAUGGACACCAGAUGACCCCAAUGGAGCGACCAAUCAACCUCCGAUUCAGCCGCUCUAUACCAACAACGCUGCAAAGAGCAGCGGCUGCAGCAGCAACAACUCUAACUCUAGUCAAAAUCACAAUAGCAAUCAGAGCAGCGAUGACUUCAAUGCCGGUGCUAACUUAAGUGAUGCUGCAGCUGCUGCGGCUGCCGCAGCACCGAGCAUAUUUGGCAGCGGAGGUGGUCUUUAAGAGAAUAUUCUUUAACUAUUGCAAUGCAACGCUCAUACUAGUCAAGCAUGCUAGUCAACGAUAUGGUAGUGGCACCUUAAACAGACA
Messenger RNA from Drosophila hydei, 1143 nucleotides. RefSeq names its product protein twist (gene Fer1). Gene Ontology annotation, molecular function: protein dimerization activity; RNA polymerase II transcription regulatory region sequence-specific DNA binding; DNA-binding transcription factor activity, RNA polymerase II-specific. NCBI's taxonomy places the organism in Eukaryota, Metazoa, Arthropoda, Insecta, Diptera, Drosophilidae. The transcript has 5 exons. Gene Ontology annotation, biological process: regulation of transcription by RNA polymerase II; developmental process. The record is from RefSeq and is a predicted model, not a curated record. The coding region runs from base 247 to 1056 and encodes 269 amino acids.